ACCCAUAAAGCAACUUCUUUGUUAAGUAUCGUCUCCCUUCCCUUCUCUCUUUGUUCUUUACCGUAAACGUUUUACCUUUUUUUAACACUCGGCUCACGAGUCUCGACGCCCUAUAAUCGUAAAUUAUCUCCAACUCCCCGUCUGAAAAUCCUGUUGGAGAAGCCGAGAAGGUAUAAUCGCGACUCGCGAGCAGCCGAUUAUUGUUCUCGUCUCAAAAUUUAAAUUAGCUUCUGUUGUUUCUUUCGAUUCAUUGAGAUCCCAUUGCAAUCGCUGUUCGAGUGAGAGAAUGUUCUGGUUCUAGGGUUUUCUGGAACAAAACUAGGGUUUUGAACUUUUGAUUACUGGAAAGAGCAUUUGCGAUUGGGUAGCAGAUUAAGCUUUUGUUGAGGAGAAAUCUAUAACGUAUUUAGCUUUUAACAUUCAUCCGGAAAGAGACGGAGUCACGGAGAGUCGGAGGAAGGUUGGAACUCUGAUUUGAUGGAGGCUACGGCCGGGGUCGCCGCUGGUCGCGGCGGCGGUUCAUUGCCGAUGCCGACUUCUCAGUCUGCAAGGAAAGAAUGGCGAGCUGUUUCGGAAAAUUCGGUUCGGAACGCAGGGAAUGAGGAUGUAGUGGUAGGACAGGAGAUGGAGCGCUCGAAGUUGGCGCAGUCGGAAGAGAGAACGAUUUAUGAGGUGCAGCAGGGAGCAGGACCACUUGAUGUCGACUUCUGUUCGAUAACGAUGGACGGAGGCCUCGAUCACGACAUACUACAGCAACGCCUUCAUAGUAUCUCCAGACAGAGAGAAGAGCUUCAACAGAUAGAGAUCGAGCUUAAAGCUCAGGUUAUCACUAGAUCGGAGAUAAUGGAUAUACAGAACAACUUUGAUGCUCAGAUCAAAGAACAUGUUAAUGCUGCUGCCAAACUAAAGGAACAACUGCAAGAAAGGGAGCAAAACAUUCAUGAGUUGGAAGCUAAGAUGGAAGAGAGAGAAAGAGAGCUGCGUGCAAUUAAAAUUGACAAUGAAGCGGCGUGGGCUAAGGAGGACCUUCUUAGAGAACAAAACAAAGAGUUGGCAACCAUUCGAAGAGAGCGGGAGAAUUUUGAAGCUGAAAGAGCACAGCAUCUCAAACAAAUACAUGAGCUUCAAGAGCAUAUUCAAGAAAAAGAUCGGCAGCUUCUUGAGUUGGAGGAACAGAAUAGGGGUGCACAGGAAGCUAUUCUUUAUAAAGAUGAACAAUUAAGGGAGGCUCAAGCUUGGAUGGCACGUGUUCAGGAAAUGGAUGCCUUGCAAUCAACAACAAAUCAUUCCUUACAAACUGAGCUGAGAGAACGUACCGAACAAUUUAACCAGAUUUGGCUCGAUUGUCAAAGACAGUUUGCAGAUAUUGAGCGAAUGCGUUUGCACACCAUACAACAGCUUCAGUUAGAAUUGGCUGCGGCGAGAGAACGGAGUGGAAUUUAUAAUGAUGAAUCACGGAUGGCUCAUGCAGCUACAAAUGAUGCAUCUCCAUUUGGACAGAACAGAGGAAAUCAACUCAAUGUAAAUGAAAGUGGAACGUUAAAUGGUAAUCCUGGAGCUCCACCAAAUGGAAACGUAGAUAAUGUCGCUCCUUUUGUUGCAACUGGGAAUUCAUCUACCAUGAAUGAUCAUAUCCCUGGAGUUCCGGUUGUCCCAUCUUCGCUUCUUGGGAUGGGAACCUACCUUCCACCUGGACAGAUGACAGCGCUGCAUCCUUUUAUCAUGCAUCAACAAGGUGUUCCACAGUCUGUACCAUCAACUGAAUCACACGUGCCUCAAUCUAAUGUAAACCAUUUUCUGCCAGUGUCCACAAUGUCAUCCCAUCCACACUGGCAGGAUCAGCAGGCUGUAUCUGAGGGUUCAGAGAUGUCAACUCAGAACCAAUAUCGGCCAUCCCAAACAGAACAGAACCUUUUGAGGCCUGAUGCUCGUUACGAGUAUGAACUUACUGGAAAUGCUCAAGUUCUCCAUUCAGACUAUCUGGACACUCAUAUCAGCUCAAACCAGGAGACUGGUUCUGGCAUCACUUCAUCCAGUGAGGAAGCACAGGUUAUUGAAUCAAGUGAUAAAGGUUACUUGUUGAUGCAACAACCGCAGCACUCACAAGAAAGCUCUUCCCAGUUUCAUGAUGCGUCAACAUUGGAACUUCCUGAACAGAAGAACGAGACCAAGGAUGAGAGCAUCACAGAAGCCAACCAUUCACAUGAUAGUAAGAGUACAGCUGUAGAACAAUCAUGGUCAGCAGUUCAGACAUCACCAUCAGAUACCCCAUGCUACCCUGUUGAUUCGACUGAAACCACAGAGUUCCAUAUGGUUCUGCCUGGACCUUCCAUCUCUGCUGGACGGGCCUCAAAUUCGCUGACACCAGGAAAGAUUUCUGAACUUACUCUUCUAGAUGAAAAAUCACUGUUAGCUUGCAUUGUUCGUGCGAUUCCUGCUGGAUCUGGUGGCAGAAUUAGAAUUAGUUCAACUCUACCAAAUAGACUUGGAAAGAUGCUAGCUCCUCUUCAUUGGCAUGAUUAUAAGAAAAAAUACGGAAAGCUUGAUGACUUUGUGGCUGGUCAUCCUGAAUUAUUUGUAAUUGAAGGGGACUUCAUUCAGCUUCGUGAAGGAGCACAAGAAAUCAUUUCAGCUACUGCUGCUGUUGCCAAAGUGGCUGCUGCAGCUGCAGUUACUGCUCCUUAUUCAUCACUGUUGCCCGCUGUGGCUGUUACUCCUAUGGCGCAGACUCAUCGUUUAAAGAAGGUUCAAUCCAUUGACGCCAAGCCUGUGAAGGCUGUUUCAACAGAGACUACUAUUACAACUCCUGCAGAUGUGUCCAACAAGCCUUCGCAACAUUUAACCAUGCAGAAUCAGCAUUCAAAUGGUGGCAGUUUUAACAUUGUUCAAGGUCUUUCAAAUGUAAAAAUUUUGAGCAAACCUAAAGAUGGCCAGGAAUCAAAUGGCUUUCAAUCUGAGAUUAGGGCUGGCCAUUCUUCUGUGCAUUUAUCAGCUGGAAAUGGAGCAAAUCCUGAAAGAACAGUCUUAGCUAGCUUUCCAAACAAAGGGUCAAGUAAUGGGAGACAUGGCACCAAUUUUGGAGGGAAACAGCAGGGAAGGGCAACUGCUGCUGCCUUGACAUCUAGAAGAUAGAACCAAAUUAGAUGCUAUGAAGACAUUCAUUAUUUAUAAUGGAACUCAGUCAUCCACUGCUUGUUUGGAUUGGCGGAAAAGUGUUUUGGGAUGACAAAAUUUGUGGGGUUGAUCUCUUCAGGUUGGAGUUUUUGGCUCUACCGUAGAUUCUUCAUUUUGGCAGGCCUGCUGGUUAAUUUUUAUCCUCUUCUAUGGAAGGGUAUUUUAAUCUUCAUUUUGAGAUGGCCAGCUGGUUAAUUGUUUUAUCUUUAACUUAUAAAAGAUGUUUUUUCUUUUGUUUCUGCCUUUUCUUCUGGGAUAUAUGCUGAUUUUGUUAAGGGGGGAAAAAUGGGGACGGUCACGGAGACUGGAGUCUUAUAAUCUUAUUUAAGGAACAAAUCCCUCCACCCCUCUUGCUCCCCUAAAAGAGAUCCUUAAUAUGAAAGACUUUUUUGUCA
Messenger RNA from Macadamia integrifolia, 3569 nucleotides. RefSeq lists its product as uncharacterized. The coding region runs from base 478 to 3132 and encodes 884 amino acids. The transcript has 16 exons. Lineage: Eukaryota; Viridiplantae; Streptophyta; Magnoliopsida; Proteales; Proteaceae. The record is from RefSeq and is a predicted model, not a curated record.